Messenger RNA from Ailuropoda melanoleuca (giant panda), 1159 nucleotides. RefSeq names its product ankyrin repeat domain-containing protein 1-like. The transcript has 6 exons. The coding region runs from base 68 to 511 and encodes 147 amino acids. Lineage: Eukaryota; Metazoa; Chordata; Mammalia; Carnivora; Ursidae. Gene Ontology annotation, molecular function: RNA polymerase II-specific DNA-binding transcription factor binding. The record is from RefSeq and is a predicted model, not a curated record. Gene Ontology annotation, biological process: regulation of transcription by RNA polymerase II. Gene Ontology annotation, cellular component: nucleus.
UGAGUAUAAACGGACAGCUCUUCACAGAGCAUGCUUAGAAGGACAUUUGGCAAUUGCGGAGAAGUUAAUGGAAGCUGGAGCCCAGAUCGAAUUCCGUGAUAUGCUUGAAUCCACAGCCCUUCACUGGGCAAGCCGUGGAGGAAACCUGGAUGUCUUAAAAUUGCUAUUGAAUAAAGGAGCAAAAAUCAGUGCUCGGGAUAAGUUGCUCAGCACAGCGCUGCACGUGGCCGUGAGGACCGGCCACUACGAGUGCGCAGAGCACCUCAUCGCUUGUGAGGCCGACCUCAACGCCAAAGACCGAGAAGGAGAUACCCCUCUGCAUGACGCCGUGAGGCUGAACCGUUACAAGAUGAUCAGACUCCUGAUUAUGUAUGGGGCUGACCUCAACAUCAAGAAUUGCGCUGGGAAGACCCCCAUGGAUCUGGUGCUGCACUGGCAGAAUGGAACCAAAGCAAUAUUUGACAGCCUCAAGGAGAACUCCUACAAAACCUCUCGCAUAGCCUCCUUCUGAGGGAAGCCAUGCCACUCGCACCCGUUGUUCUCCACCGGCAUUUUGCAGGCACGGCUCCAAAGUAGAGGAACGAGUCCUAACAGCCAGCUCCUACCCCCCGGUUGUAAGGCUGCACCUAAUGAAGUUCUGAGAAAGCACAGGGAUGUAGGUACGGGCGUUUCCCUUAGAGAAACUCACUCUAUUUAUUUUUAUUUAUUCCUGUUUAUUUAUUUAUUUAUUUCCUUGGAUGCCCCUGGUAUUCGGAUCCUUCAUGAUGAUCCAUUUGAUGAGCAAAGCUUAAUUUGUAUAUAACACUUCCGAGCCCUCCUCUAGAUUGUUCUUAAACCAUGUUCACAAGCAGUGCUGUUGGUGCCUACUCGUGCACCUCGUUGGUGGAAGAUAUUUCAAGGUGUUUUUAAAGGACAAGGGUGAUUAUCACAGCCCUCUUUUCUCCUGAGUUUUUAAUGCUGAAGUUUGGGGCAGUGGGAGGCACAUAGCGACAGGAGAGGAAACUGUAGAAUGAAAGGAUUCUCUGAGAAGGACAGUAAAGCCAAGCCGUCUGACGCCUGGGCCUGGUAUUUCUUACCAAGUCACAUGUUGUACCAAGGUGAAGAGAAUGUCAUGAGUGUAAGUGGCGUGUCGUGGCAGGUGCGGGCCGCUGGGCCAUGC